Molecule: messenger RNA, 792 nt
Organism: Penicillium argentinense
Lineage: Eukaryota; Fungi; Ascomycota; Eurotiomycetes; Eurotiales; Aspergillaceae
Exons: 2
Coding region: 1-792 (263 amino acids)
Source: RefSeq, a predicted model, not a curated record
AUGUCGUGGGUGCUGUUGGCAAUGCUGGCCCUGCUGGCUCUGCUGCAGCGCGGCGCAGCCCAGUUCUGCUCCUUCUGGAACAACGAUUGUAUCGAACCCCUUGCCCAAAGUGCCGUCCCCUUCAGCUUCCAGCCGCUCUUUCCCGACCCCAUCACCCUGUUUUACGGCUUCGAUGCGAGUUCCUCGGGGAAAGGCCAGGGUCCAAUGACCAAGACCGCCUUCUGGCUCGAAUAUCAGGAUCGGAAUAUCAACAAAUACGCCAUCGAUACUAACCGCACGACGGAAAUCGGUCUCCGCGUCGGGAAUCUGACAGGUUCGCCCUCGGGUCCGAAUAAUGGUUGUGAUGGGAUUUGGGGGCCUGGUUGCUCCCGGGAUAUCAAGAACGCCGUCCAGCAUGGCAUCUUCUCCCUUUCAUCGACCGGUGAACGCUACCAUCGGCCUCUCGAGAUCGCGCUCAGCCAAAUGAUGAGCAAUCCCCCUCCCCUGGAAUCGUGUGGUUCCCAGGUGUUUGAUGUCGCUUCCAUUCCUGUCCACGAAUUUAUCCGCGAAAGCGUACCUGCGCAAAACGCCACCGUCAUGAUGCCCGGCUCGGGAUACAACCCCUGGCAAGUGUGGUACAUUGAUGAUAUGACCUCACACAAACAGGCCUCGCAGGUCGCAGUCGGCAUCAUCAGCCGCUCUCCCACCUAUGACAGUGAACCACCUCACAGUCCGGAUGACAUUCAGGUCGAGCUUGUCUGCAUUCAAGCGCCGCAAGGUCCACCGACCGGCUCAUCGAAGGAUCAUGAUUAA